Patella vulgata (common limpet) is the source of this 1549-nucleotide messenger RNA. RefSeq names its product tektin-3. Gene Ontology annotation, cellular component: nucleus; microtubule cytoskeleton. Gene Ontology annotation, biological process: cilium assembly; cilium movement involved in cell motility. NCBI's taxonomy places the organism in Eukaryota, Metazoa, Mollusca, Gastropoda, Patellidae. The record is from RefSeq and is a predicted model, not a curated record. The transcript has 9 exons. Bases 1 to 1416 code for a protein of 471 amino acids.
AUGUAUUAUUUAAUUUCCAGAAUGUCUUACUACGAUCUUCCAGUUGUUGCUCGAACCAGGACCCCCAUGACUCCUCUGUCGCCCGAGAUGUCCAAGAUGCUUCCAUACGUUAACGACAAGACCACUACACGCCAUCUUGGAAACUCUCUGGAUGUGGGUCAUGCUAAAGCUUACUAUAACCCAGCCUCUAAAGCUGUGUAUAACAGAUAUUCGCAUGGAGAUUGGGGAUAUUCUAACAAUACUCACUUUAAACUAUCUGAUAAAGAGAGGACUUACGGCGAACGUCUCCGAGCCGAUGCCUGGAGAGCUAUCAAGGAAACUGAUGCCCGAACACGCAACAGACAAAAUGACGUCACCAAGAGACUUGGUGAACGGGUUUAUGACAUCGCUUUCUGGAAAAGUGAACUUAACACAGAAAUUAACCAAAUGGCUACAGAAAUUGAAAAUCUUAAGGAGUAUCGUCGAACCCUAGAGAAAGCUUUAGGUGACACAGCUAAUCCAUUACAUGUAUCUGAAGAAUGUUUGAUGCAUCGUGAAAAACGACGAGGUAUCGACUUGGUUAACGAUGAUGUUGAAAAAAAUCUCAUCAAGGAAGUAGGUGUAAUCAAGAAAUGUCAAGAGAAAAUGAAGAGAUUAUUGGAUAAAGCCGCCGCCCAACUCAAAGUAGACAGGGCCGCCCAGCACGCUUUGGAUAUUGAUUCUAAAGAUAAACACCACGCACAGGGACUGGACGAUCGAAUGCAACAAUUGAGGAAUUCAUCAGGUGGUAUUGGGUAUUUCCCCAGUAUAGAAAGUGUUGAUAAUACAAUCACUAUACCAGAAACUUGGGCUAAAUAUACUCAAGAAAACAUCGCCAGAUCUCAGAAAGAACGAGCUGCUUCUGAACGACUUCGAGGCGAAAUCGACACCUUGAUGAGAGCAUGCGCAAAUGAAAUGUGGAAUAUCUUUAAUGCCGUCAACAACGCAUUUAACACGAGAAUUCACGAAACUACAGACGCCAGAAAUAAAUUACAAGCUCAUCUACAACGUACAAUGCAAGAAAUAUUUGACAUGGAAAGAAACAUUAGUCUAUUACGUAAAGCUAUACAAGAUAAAGAGAACCCAAUGAAAGUCGCCCAAACUCGACUUGAUGAACGAACCAGAAGAAUUAAUGUUGAAGUUUGUCACGAUCCCGUCAUGAAAUCGUUGAAGAAUGAAGUUGGUGAAAUCCGAGACUCGAUCAUCAUGUUGAAACAAAGUUUGAAAGAAGCGGAAAUGAGUUUGGCGCGACUCAUGAAAACCAAAGCUGUUCUUGAGAAUGACAUCGGAGUGAAGGAAAACUCACUGAAAGUAGAUUCUCAACUAUGCAUGGGUAUGAGGAAGGGAUUCCCCAUGGACCCUAAAGUUGGUCCUAUAUUCCAGAUGCCUACCUGUUAAAAAAAUUAAAUUACACCCAAGGUUGUAAAAUUCGAAAAUGUCGAAAAAGCAAAGUUAUCUAAAGGCAAUAAAUGAAUUUUCUUUACUAAAUCUAAUCAGUAUUAUUUAACACAUCGAAAUGUAUUAACAACUA